Molecule: messenger RNA, 1681 nt
Organism: Mangifera indica (mango)
Lineage: Eukaryota; Viridiplantae; Streptophyta; Magnoliopsida; Sapindales; Anacardiaceae
Product: ankyrin repeat-containing protein BDA1-like
Exons: 2
Coding region: 44-1513 (489 amino acids)
Molecular function (GO): protein binding
Source: RefSeq, a predicted model, not a curated record
AGUAAGAAGAUGACACGCACCAAGUUCUCUAUAAAAAUGGAGAAUGCGUCCCUUGUUCUCUGGUACUACAAGAUUUGAAAAUAUUGUUAACUACCCUAAUCCGAAGAAGAAUUGUAGAAUGAGCAUCAACAGCUUGGAAGAUCAGAGGUUGAAAGGGUUACAGGAUCUGACCGCGGUAGGAGAUGUCGAUAAAUUAUUUUCAGAACUCACGAAGGAUCUAUAUGUUUUGGAGGAUAUUGAAAAGAUACCAUUAGUGACUACUCCCUUACACACAGCUGUAAGCCAAGGAAAGAUCCGUUUCGCUAAGGAAAUAGUAAACUUAAAGCCAUCAUUUGCUUGGAAGCGAGACGAACGAGGGCUUAGCCCCCUCCAUUUGGCUUUGGAAGGGAAGCACCUGCAGAAAUGGCAGGAUCCUCGUGAUCCAGAUUUGGAGUGGAAGUACCAGGAACUUAUAACUUGGUUGAUUAAACAUGACAGUGGGCUUGUCGGUGUUAAAGCAAUGGGGUUGGUUACUCCUUUGCACUAUGCAGCUCAAGUGGACGACGAAUCCAGCUUAGCUGCGUUUUUGCAUGAUUUUCCAUCAUCAAUCGAAGAUUUGACUGUAAAAUCUGAAACUGCUGUCCAUGUCGCCAUAAAAAACGGGAGCUUCAAAGCCUUUAACGUCUUGUUAGGAUGGCUUCGACGCGUCUACAAACUGGAGAUCCUGAACAGGGAGGACGAAGAAGGAAACAAUGCAUUGCAUACUGCAGUAUCUGCAAGUAAACCUGAGAUGGUGAAGCUGUUGCUUCCAUAUAUGGGAGUGAAUGAAAGGAACAGUAAAGGCUUGACAGCUUUGGACAUGUUCAACUAUCGCCAACGUCAAGGUUUGGUAGAUGCAGCAGUUGGGAACAUUCUACAUGCUACUGAAGCUAAAACUGCAUCUCAACUCCAUCGUCCUUCACAAAAAAGUUCACUAGUCGAGAAGUUGUCCGGUGGCUCAUCGUAUUUAGAAAAAAUUCGGCUAAUCUCUGGUCUGGAUUACCGAUACGUUGAUGAAAUUUCUCUUGAAACCCGAAACAUACUACUUGUGGUAGCUGUAUUGGUAGCCACAGCCACCUAUCAAGCUGCAUUAAGCCUCCCUGGAGGAUUUUGGCAAGAUGACAGCAAUCUGCAGCCAGCAGCCAACAACGCUAGUAUCAGUAACACCACCACCACCACCGUCUUUAGUACAGAGCCUUCUGAACACCAAGCAGGGAAAAUGAUUCUGAGGUCUCCAGGCCAACUAACAUUUUUGACAGCUAAUUCUCUAGCUUUUUUUACGUCUUUGUGCAUGAUUUCGGCUCUCGUAGUUGGGCUUCCAUUUGAAAAUUUCAGUUUGGCAAUGAUAGGUUGGAUGGCAGCUUCGUAUUAUUCUUCUAUGCGUGAAAGUGUGGACUUCACCAAAUGGCCCUUUGCAGAGUUUUUGCUUUCCACUUGUCUGGUUGUAGGUGUUUUGGCAGCAUGUGUUUUUAACCGUUUGGUACGCAAACCUUAAAAAGAUACUACUACGUAAGGUGUAAAAUUAGGAACCUACGAAGAAAAGUGAAUUUAUUGGUAGCUGCCGCUUGUUUAUGUUUUGUUGUUAGAGUCGGCAAUAUUGUUUGCAAUGUUAUUUUUGCACGUGCUUUUAAUAUAUUUAAUGAAGUUGUUUCUUUCACCAUUA